AAUGGCGUAGUAGAAAGAGAUACCAUGUUUGUUACUAUCGCCUUCUCUUUCUAAACGCUAUGAUUUAUCUUCUUCCCUCAUUCUGCAAUGCUUCACCCCUCAAAAAUAUGUUCUUGUCCCUAUAUUUCUAGGUUCAUGCAUAUUGUGCGCUGCACAAUCUGAUUCGCAAAUGCAACCAUCUUCGGUUUAUGCACACCGGAAAAUCGACAGUUCAAAUUACUUUUAAUGAUACAAGAUAAUAAAGAAUUUUACGCAAUGUCGUAAUCAAACGUAUCAGUAUUAUAUAUCUGAAUAUUAAUUUAUCAAGAAACGGUGUUGGGUAUUAUAGGAAAAUAAAAUAAUUAUAUUUACUGCUUCCUCGUAUAUAGAUAACGUAUACAACAAAGAUUGUAUAAGACUAUAUUUAAGGCCUUUUAAUAAUAUAAUAACCACCUUUUGAGGUUAUAAAAUAAAAAUAUCAUUAUGCAAGAAAAAAAUAUCUUACAUGGACCACCAGAGCCUCUGCUGGAAUUUAAAAAUUUAUCCCUGGGACAAUUAAUUUUAAAUCAAUUACGUAGUCAUAGCCAUUGGGUAGCACAGAUAAAUGCUUAUACAGGAAAGGAACAAACAUUUAAAGAGAUUCUAGAUAGUAGUCAGAAGUUAGCAAUUGCUUUAGAAAAAGAAGGAUUAAAGAAGGAUGAUCGUAUAGCUAUUUGUAGUGAAAAUAGUACUGAAUUCUGUAUACCAGUAUGUGCUGCGUUAUAUUUGGGUAUUACUGUUUGUCCACUGAAUCCACUUUACACAGAAAGGGAAUUAAAACAUACAUUAAAUAUAUCUAAACCAAAGUAUAUUUUUAUGUCAGUAAUUGGAGCAAAGAACAUAUGCAAAAUUGCUUCCCAGUUAUUUUGGUCACCAAAAUUAAUAAUGUUGACAGAAUCUACAGAUACUAAGUUACCAAAUAUUAAUGAAUUAACAUCAAAUAUAAUUGUUGAUAAUAGCUUCCAUGCUUGUUCUACAGAUAUUAAUGAUCAUGUAGCAGUCAUUUCAUGUUCUAGUGGCACCACUGGAUUGCCAAAAGGAGUUAUGUUAACAGAUAAAAAUUUCUUAACUGUGAUAAGACACUUUGCAAUUUCAUCACCUGAAAUUGUGAAUAGUAAUGCUACAACUUUAGCAUUAUUACCAUUCUUCCAUGCAUAUUCUUUUUCUGUAUUACUUGUGAGAUUAAGUUUUGGAAAUAAAAGUGUCAUUCUUCCACGCUUUGAUGAGAAAAUAUUUUUACGUACAAUAGAAAGGUACAAAAUUGGAUAUCUAACAAUUGUACCACCACUUAUGGUAUUCUUAGCAAAACAUCCUAUUGUAGACAAGUAUGAUUUAUCCAGUAUUAAAGAGAUUUGGUGUGGUGCAGCCCCUUUAUCAGAAAAAAUUGCAAAAGUGGUUGCAAAGAGAUUGAAUAUGAACAAUAUAAAACAAGGAUAUGGGCUAACAGAAACUACCUUGGCUGUAAUUAAAUCACCAAAUAAUAGUACAAAAUAUGGAAGUGUAGGAAUUUUAGCUCCAGGAAUUUCAGCAAAAGUAAUAUCAGUUAAUGAAAACAAUUUGGGUCAAAAUUUGGGACCAAACGAUGCAGGAGAAUUAUGCUUCAAAGGGAAUUUAAUAAUGAAAGGAUAUUGUAAUGAUGAACUAGCUACAGCAGCAAUGAUUGAUAAUGAUGGAUGGUUACAUUCAGGAGAUGUGGGAUAUUAUGAUGAAGAGGGAUAUUUCUAUAUCGUAGAUCGUUUAAAAGAACUAAUUAAAUAUAAAGGAUUUCAAGUUCCACCAGCUGAACUAGAAGCAAUAUUAUUAACGUGUCCUGGAAUUAAAGAUGCAGCAGUUAUUGGAUUGCCCCAUGAAGAAGCAGGAGAACUACCGACUGCUUUUAUCGUUAAACAAGAAGGAUCUAAUAUAACGGAAGAAGAUAUCACUAAAUUUGUAAAUGAACGUGUAUCCAACCAUAAACGACUACGAGGCGGGAUCAGGUUUAUUGCGAAUAUUCCCAAAACCGCAUCAGGAAAAAUUUUACGUCGAGUUCUUCGCGAUACGCUUAAAUCAAAACUAUAGAUACUAGCAAUUUAAAUGUGUUCUUACCUCACGUGUACGUUAAUUUUAAUUUUUAAGACAUGAAAAAAAAAAA
Messenger RNA from Megachile rotundata (alfalfa leafcutting bee), 2149 nucleotides. RefSeq names its product luciferin 4-monooxygenase. Gene Ontology annotation, molecular function: CoA-ligase activity. Lineage: Eukaryota; Metazoa; Arthropoda; Insecta; Hymenoptera; Megachilidae. The record is from RefSeq and is a predicted model, not a curated record.